GACAAAAGAAGAAUCAGAAAGUGAAAAGAGAAAGAGAGCUUAGCGAGCCAUGAACAGUAUCUUCUCCAUUGACGAUUUCUCCGAUCCUUUUUGGGAAACUCCUCCGAUUCCUCUCAAUCCCGACUCUGCCAAGCCUGUUACGGCUGAUGAAGUCAGCCACAGUCAACCCGAAUGGACUUUCGAGAUGUUUCUCGAAGAGAUUUCUUCGUCGGCGGUGAGCUCUGAGCCACUUGCAAACAACGCGAUCGUCGGUGUUUCGUCGGCGCAGUCUCUUCCUUCUGUUUCUGGACAGAAUGAUUUCGAGGAUGAUAGUCGAUUUCGCGGUCGCGAUUCAGGGGAUUUGGAUUGUGGUGCUGCUCCGACGACGACGGUGAUUGUUGAUUCCGAUGAUUAUCAUCAUCGUGUUCUUAAGAACAAGCUUGAGACUGAGUGCGCUGCUGUUAGGGUUGGGUCUGUGAAGCCUGAAGAUUCGACUAGUUCUCCAGAAACUCAAUUUCAACCAGUUCAAUCCAGUCCUCUUACUCAUCAAGGUUCUUUAAUGACCCCAGGAGUUACUUCUUCCUUACCAGCUGAGGUGAAAAAAACUGGUGUACCAACGAAGCAGGUUACUAGUGGAUCGUCGAGAGAAUAUUCUGAUGACGAUGACCUUGAUGAAGAGAAUGAAACCACCGGUUCUUUGAAGCCAGAGGACGUUAAAAAAUCUAGAAGGAUGCUGUCAAAUCGUGAGUCAGCUAGGCGAUCUAGAAGGAGAAAGCAGGAGCAAACAAGUGAUCUCGAAACACAGGUUAAUGAGCUAAAGGGUGAACAUUCGACACUCCUUAAGCAACUGAGCAACAUGAAUCACAAGUAUGAUGAAGCCGCUGUUGGCAAUAGAAUACUUAAAGCUGACAUUGAGACAUUAAGAGCUAAGGUGAAAAUGGCGGAAGAAACGGUGAAGAGAGUAACAGGAAUGAAUCCGAUGCUUCUCGGGAGAUCAAGUGGACAUAACAACAACAGAAUGCCAUUAACUGGUAACAACAGGAUGGAUUCUUCUAGCACUAUUCCAGCUUUUCAACCACACUCAAACCUAAACCAUAUGUCAAAUCCUAACAUCGGGAUCCCAACCAUUCUACCUCCAAGACUCGGAAACAAUUUUGUUCCUCCUCCAUCACUAAACUCCCAAACCAGCUCUCCGUUGCAGAGAAUAAGAAAUGGGCAAAAUCACCAUGUUGCUCCAAGCGCCAACCCGUAUGGUUGGACUACUGAACCUCAGAACGAUUCAGCAUGGCCGAAAAAAUUCAAAAUGGGUUCAAGUAAGCUAAAACGUGCCAUAGGAGCCGUGAAAGAUCAAACAAGCGUAGGAUUAGCCAAAGUUGGAGGUCGAAGCAGUUCUUUAACGGAACUCGAAGUAGCUGUCGUGAAAGCGACGCGGCACGAUGAUUAUCCAGCGGAGGAGAAAUACAUUAGAGAGAUCUUAAGCCUAACGUCAUACUCACGCAACUACGUAAGCGCUUGUGUGGCAAUUCUCUCGAGACGGCUCAACAAGACCAAGAACUGGUCCGUUGCUCUCAAAACCUUGAUUUUGAUCCAACGGUUGCUAACAGAUGGCGAUCGAGCCUACGAGCAAGAGAUAUUCUUCGCGACUAGACGAGGAACGAGAUUGCUUAACAUGUCUGAUUUCAGAGAUGCGAGUCAGUCUGAUUCGUGGGAUUACUCUGCUUUUGUUCGGACUUAUGCUUUGUAUUUGGAUGAACGUCUUGAUUACCGGAUGCAAGGAAGGAGAGGGAAACGCAGUCGCGGUGAUGGUGAUUCCGGCGAGGAUGAUGAUCAUCGAGAGACCAGUACAGAUAUUCGGUCAAAAGCUAUUGUGGUUAAAUCUAAACUGGUCACAGAGAUGAAAACAGAGAAAAUUUUCGUCAGAGUACAACAUUUACAACAGCUUCUUGAUCGGUUCUUGGCUUGUCGUCCAACAGGUAAUGCGAAGAACAACAGAGUGGUGAUUGUGGCUCUGUAUCCGAUAGUAAGAGAGAGUUUUCAGUUAUACUACAACAUAACAGAGAUCAUGGGAGUAUUAAUAGAUCGAUUCAUGGAAUUAGACAUUCAUGAUUCGAUCAAAGUCUAUGAAAUCUUCUGUCGAGUUUCUAAACAGUUUGACGAGUUAGAUCCGUUUUACGGAUGGUGUAAGAACAUGGGAGUUGCAAGAUCUUCAGAGUAUCCAGAAUUGGAAAAGAUCACACAGAAGAAACUUGAUCUCAUGGAUGAGUUUAUAAGAGAUAAAUCAGCUUUAGCUGCACAAUCAACAAAAUCAUCAUCAAACAAGUCUAACAAAUCUGAAGAGGAGGAGAACAAAACAGAGGAAAUUCAAGAAAAUCAAGAAGAUUUGAACUCCAUUAAAGCAUUACCAGCACCGGAACACGAAGAAGAAGAGAAAGAAGAAGAAAAAAUGGAAACAAAGAAAGAUUUUGACGAAGUGGUUUCAAGCCAAGAGCAAGAGCGUGAUUUGCUGGAUUUAACAGAUGAAGCAGGUGAAACGGCAGGAACGGUUGGUGAUAGUUUGGCGUUAGCGUUAUUUGAUGGAGCUGUGUCGACUGAGAGUGCGUCUGGACCGGGGUGGGAAGCAUUUAACGAUAAUUCGGCGGAUUGGGAGACGGACUUGGUGAAAUCGGCAACGAGAUUGUCGAGACAAAAGAAUGAGCUCGGAGGAGGAUUUGAUACUUUGUUGCUUGAUGGAAUGUAUCAGUACGGUGCGGUUAAUGCUGCGGUUAAAACGUCUACGGCUUAUGGAAGUAGUGGGAGUGCGAGUAGUGUGGCUUUUGGUUCUGCAGGAAGACCAGCAGCCUCAAUGUUGGCAUUGCCAGCGCCACCACCUACAGCCAACGGAAACAGAAUCGGAAGCAAAAGUCCGGUAAUGGUGGACCCAUUUGCGGCGUCGCUAGAGGUAGCCCCACCAGCAUACGUGCAAAUGAGUGAUAUGGAGAAAAAACAAAGAUUGUUAAUGGAAGAACAAAUAAUGUGGGAUCAAUACAACAGAAAUGGAAGACAAGGUCACAUGAAUUUCAGACAAAACCAACAACAACAACUUUAUCAGCUUCCAUACUCCAUGGGACCUUAUUCUUACACGCCUCGCUAUUGAAAUUAUAUAAACAUACAAUCACCAUUGAAGAGCUUGAAAGAAAGGUGUUAGCUUCUUUUUUGUUGUCACUCUAACAUUAUAUUGUGUGUAAACUCUUCUGGUCAUUUUACUUACUUUGUAAACUUAAGAAUAUAAGAAACCACCAGAAACAUAAGAUGUGAAACUUGCUUUUGGAAUGAUUAUCUUUCGAAUUUUAACAUUCCAAAACUCUUCUACAACACAUAAAUUAUUUAAUAACAAAGUCUAAAAUUGUAAUAUAAUUUUGAAAUUUGU
Messenger RNA from Arabidopsis arenosa, 3385 nucleotides. Lineage: Eukaryota; Viridiplantae; Streptophyta; Magnoliopsida; Brassicales; Brassicaceae. The record is from the annotation of a GenBank genome assembly.